This is a messenger RNA of Phyllostomus discolor (pale spear-nosed bat), 1179 nucleotides long. RefSeq names its product BCDIN3 domain containing RNA methyltransferase (gene BCDIN3D). Gene Ontology annotation, biological process: miRNA metabolic process; negative regulation of pre-miRNA processing. Lineage: Eukaryota; Metazoa; Chordata; Mammalia; Chiroptera; Phyllostomidae. Gene Ontology annotation, molecular function: RNA methyltransferase activity; O-methyltransferase activity. Gene Ontology annotation, cellular component: cytoplasm. The record is from RefSeq and is a predicted model, not a curated record. The coding region runs from base 45 to 917 and encodes 290 amino acids. The transcript has 2 exons.
CCGACUUCCGGUUCCGCCGGGACCCAGGGGCCAGACCGGAGCUAAUGGCGGCGUCCGCAGAGCAGACCACCGGAGGUGUAGAGGAGGCCGCGGUGGAAGAGAAACUGCAAGUCCUGGAACCCGGGGCCGCCCCGUUUGGAAAUUUCCCUCACUAUUCCCGCUUCCACUCUCCAGAGCAACGGCUCCGCCUCCUGCCUCCGGAGCUGCUUAGCCAGCUCUUCCCUCAGGGUCCCGAGACGAAGCCCAUUCUUGGGCUAGACGUGGGUUGUAACUCCGGGGACCUAAGUGUGGCUCUGUACAAGCACUUCCUUUCCCUACGUGAUGGGGAGACCCUCUCAGACGCUUCAAGAGAAUUCCGUCUCCUCUGCUGCGACAUAGAUCCGGUCCUGGUGGAGCGAGCUGAAAAAGAAUGCCCUUUUCCUGAUGCCUUGACUUUUAUUACCUUGGACUUCAUGAAUCAAAGGAGCCGGAAAGUUCUCUUGAACUCAUUCUUAAGCCAGUUUGGACGCUCAGCUUUUGACAUUGGCUUCUGCAUGUCAAUAACCAUGUGGAUUCAUCUGAACCAUGGGGACCGUGGCCUGUGGGAGUUCCUGGCUCACCUCUCCUCCCUCUGCGCCUACCUCCUUGUGGAGCCACAGCCCUGGAAAUGUUAUCGGGCAGCUGCAAGGCGUCUUCGAAAGCUGGGCCUCCAUAAUUUUGACCACUUCCACUCCCUUGCCAUCCGAGGUGAUAUGGCCAAUCAGAUUGUACAAAUCUUGACCCAGGACCAUGGCAUGGAAUUAGUAUGCUGCUUUGGCAACACCAGCUGGGACCGAAGCCUUUUGCUCUUCAGGGCAAAACAAACCACAGAGACUCAUUUGAUCCCUGAAUCACUGCUAGAAGGGAAAGAAAGGAACAGAUUAAGAUCCUGGAGGUAGAGAGGUGAGAGGGUGAGAAGACUAAGAAAGAAAUACUGUGAGGGUUUUAUCCUGAGAAUUAAUUUCACUCUCCUUAACUCCUUAACAGUUAGGCUGCUUCAAAAUCUGGGGGAAAGCUUUUGGCAAAAUGUCCAAGAUGCAAUUGAAAAAAGAAAAUAGAAUGUCUUCCUCAUUAUUUAGGAUGAUCCUGGAGGAGAAUGCAUCUGUCCUGGGCUAUCUGGAUUUAGAUGGCCUGCAGGAAGUGAUCCUGUUUCUGGGAUAG